UACAUAUCGCAGUAGUGAUCCUGAUAUUCCUUUUCUUACUCGCUCCGCUCCAGGUUAUCGCGAAACUGUUGCUCCGAGUCGUUUCUUGCUACAGAGCAGAGCGAUCGAGAUGCCUGAGCUAUCCGAAUCCAUCACGGCCAUCCAAGAGGGUGCCAAGGAGGACCGUUUUACAUAUCUCACCAUCUUGCAGUACCACGUAAAUACCCCAGGAGCCCUGCCCGCCUUGGAUGAAGUCCUCCAAAAUGCCGACCUCACCUCCGAGAUAGGUUGGGAUCUCGUGCAGAUGCUUAUCGGCAUCGAUGGCUACGAGCCUUGUCUGGAGACCGUCGCUCGUCUGGGAAAUCCUCGCGAAGUCAUCAUAAAGGUUAUGGAAACGCUGGCCGCCUUGGCCAAGCCCUUUAAAGAAGACCCAGAUGGCGACAAACCUGACGAGACAUCCCAUUUCGGUCUAAAGCCCAGCGAUGUACCUAGUCGCCUCAUCUCACUAAUUGGGGUUCUCGCAAUUCUUCAACGCCGGAUCAAGACAAAGCAUCCUUCGCGAUUCCUGGGACCAUCGCUAGUCUCGGUCCUUGAAGCUUACCAGCCAACACCCGAGGUGACAGCUGCCGUGAUCAACCUUGUGCGAUCGCUCUCGGGCCGCGUAAGGCCGCCUCUCCCUACACGCACUUCUAGCAUCAACGUAGCCAACCCGGAUGAGAGUGGGGAUGUGUCUAAGAAUGCUCCCGACCCCGAAGCUGAGCAAGAAGAACCAAAAGAAGAGAGCUUAAAGCGGAGACUGUUGCAAUCUUUCACUACUUGCAUUCUACAGCGCUAUGUCAACGUACAUCAAAUGCAGUGGUCGAGGCGAUUACUCGAGGUGUACUACCCCGGCAGGCUCAUUCCUGGGAGAAUGACGGCGACGCAGGCUUUUCGGGAAGAUGAGGUUUUACAGAAUUUGGACGCUGUGACGGGACAACUUGUGGCUUUAUUACGAGAUCUUGGCAUCGAUGAUUGCUCCGCUGCCUUUGUCCGGGAGGUAUUGUGCCAUCCAAGCGACGCCAAUCCCCUGCCGGAUCUUGAUAACUUUGAAUCAGUUGAUGACAUCCACCUCUCACAAGGCGGAGCUGCAUGUUUAAUUGCCUACUGGAUCUUCUCAGCAGAUUCCUUCGGGGCAGAUAGCCCAGAUCCUAAGAUGCACCUUUUCCCAGAUCAUCUAGAUAUGAUGCGAUUGUUUCUUGGUACGAACCCUAAUGAUGAAAUUACCAACAACCCCGGCGUUGCGGACGCUUUGUUGGCCAUUGGGCUUGGGCUGCACCACAGGGGCUUGAUAUCAUCCAAAGAAACUGAAGAAACAGCUUAUAUGGUCUAUCAUCACAAUUUGACCUUGAUAGCUGUGUUCCACCCAGAUAUCCAAGUCAGAAACGCCGCAACGAGAUUUGCUGGCACCCUGCUACAUUCCGAUCCUGAUGAUGAAAGUCGACUGGAUAUACUGCAGGAUCUACUAGAGAACUGUCAGUUUGCAUCUUUGAAAGCCUGUGCUGUCCAAUGGCUUCAGGAGGAGAUCAUUUCGGCACAGAAAAACAAUGUUUCCAACGUAUUUUCAAAGCCUGAGGUCAUCGAGAGGCUUCAAUAUGAGAUUUUUCCAGACGCCCAAUCUGUUGCUAGUAUGGAGAAUGAUGAAAUUUUUGAAUACUGGGGAGAGAAUCAACAGUUCCUUCAUCAGGUCGCGAAUUUCGCGUACUUCCUCUUCAAUGGCCGCAAAGAUCUAGUCCCCGCUGGCAUGGGCGCAGCAGUUGACCAACGCUUUGCCGAGCCCUUGAUCGCCGCCGCAACCAAACUUGAAAAGGCUGAAGUGUUAGAUGGAAAUGAGGGUUUUCAGCUUGGCUUCGUAGUAGCUCGUCUGCAAGAACUGAACAUACAAUGAGUUAAAUACGGCCCUCUUUUCAUCCAUAAACGAAGUCAUUAACUACAGGAGGAGUCUCAAAAGGAACAAGAAACAUCAUACAGUUAGCUAGAUUAGGAUUCGACGAGUUAUUCCUUUUCUAACUCUGGCUUGAGUUCAGCUAGAGAAAGCGUGUCUCUUGAUUUGAAGACAACGUAGUAGACUAAUGCGUCCAGUAUCAAACUAGCUCAAAGCUCGAUUAGCAUUGCUUAUUUGGUACAAGUAUCAGACUAGAAACAUACUGUUUGUAUCAGGAUGAUAGUCUAUCAAGAAUUAAUCUAGCGCAUUCAGAAUUACAAUUUGAAUUGCGCCGUAGGGGGACGUGCUAUUCAUUUCUGCUAUGGUAUAACAUGCUCUUGUGCAUGCUCCUGCGCCUUACUAAGUAUCUCUUAAUCAUAUGAUCGACCCAUGAACUCGAGCACAUUCUUUUACGAGAGAGGUAUACACUCUUAUCAGAUCUCUCUGUAC
This is a messenger RNA of Xylaria bambusicola, 2389 nucleotides long. Its product is annotated as YAP-binding/ALF4/Glomulin. The coding region runs from base 110 to 1903 and encodes 597 amino acids. Lineage: Eukaryota; Fungi; Ascomycota; Sordariomycetes; Xylariales; Xylariaceae. Gene Ontology annotation, cellular component: cytoplasm. The record is from RefSeq and is a predicted model, not a curated record. The transcript is spliced from 2 exons. Gene Ontology annotation, biological process: cellular response to oxidative stress.